Molecule: messenger RNA, 1468 nt
Organism: Cyprinus carpio (common carp)
Lineage: Eukaryota; Metazoa; Chordata; Actinopteri; Cypriniformes; Cyprinidae
Exons: 2
Coding region: 774-1247 (157 amino acids)
Source: RefSeq, a predicted model, not a curated record
GAUUGACCUCCUCUCCAAGAAAAGAAAAUGCAGAGAAGACUCACCACUCGGCAGGCCUUGGAAAUGAUCCUGAGUGAAGUAAACCCUUGUGACUCAGAUGGAGAAGACAUAGAACUUCAGCCGGAUUCGGACUCAGAUCUGUCUGAUCUGUCUUCAGAUGAGGAGACUGCUCCUCAACCAAAAAAGAGAGCCCGUUUGGGGACUGACCUGACAGAGACAGCGAAAGAUGGCACAGUGUGGCGUGAAGAACAGGUGGGGACGCGUCUCCCUUUCACCCCAAUCAAAGCGUACGCUGCAGAUGGAGAGCCAACGGCUAAGGCCAGGAAAAGUAUCUCGAGUCGCCUUCAGAGCUUCCUGUGUUUCAUCACUCUUGACAUGCUUCAUAGCAUUCAAGAAUGGACUAUUCAACAUGCACAGGAAACGGAGCAUGUUCAUUGGUUCAUGGCCCUCCCUGAACUAAUGGCAUUUAUUGCAAUUUUCAUCUUGCGGGGGCUUACCAAGGUUCCAUCACUACGUGACUGCUGGUCAGCAAACCUGGGAAACCCACAUAUCAUUGGAACAAUGCCGCGAAACCACUUCCAAGACAUCAUGCGACACCUACACUUUGAUGACAGGUCCACCCGGAGUGAUCGAGCAAAGACUGAUAAGUUUGCUGCAAUUUCCAGUGUGUGGGGAUCAUUUGUCACCAAUUGCAUCACGUCCUACAACCCUUGUCUACAUAUCUGACGGCGUAUGCGCCAAAACGGAAGAAGACCGUCUACAUUCUUAGCAGCAUGCACAGCGUGAUUCAGACUGAUAAUACCACCAAAGGGAAGCCAAACACUGUCACCCUUUACAACACCACAAAGUGCGGCGUGGAUGUGAUGGACCAGAUGGUGCGGGAGUACACUGUCCGCACAGGGACACGGCGCUGGCCAGUUGCCGUGUUCUAUAACAUGAUUGACAUGGCAGCACUGAAUGCACAUGUGCUGUAUCAAGCAUGCACCGGAAGGCAGGAAAGACGGGUGGACUUCCUGGUGGAGCUUGCAAGAGAGUUGGCUAACUCUCAUAUGUGUGCGAAGAAGGCAAGAAAAGAACAAUUGGUUCGGACACAACCCUCCACACCUAGCCCUGGAAAAAGAGCCAUGUGUCAGGUCAAAAACCAAUGCAAGAACAAUCAUGCCACUGUGCGAUGUGUUCACUGCUACAGAUACACAUGUGGUAAAUGCAUACGGGAGAUACCAUGGCAGUGCCAGGAUUGUGAGUGAUUGCUGGAAUGUACUCACUCACUUUUUAAUAUUAUUUGUAAAUAUGUGUACAAGUGGUUGGUUUCUUUAUUUUAUUUUGUACUAUUUUUAUCAAUAAAUCUCAGCAACAAAGGAAAAAAAAACAUGUGUGUUGAUUUCUCCCUAAGAUGGCAAAGUGAAACACAAGUUUCCUUGAAGUGGCUCAGCAUGGCCCCACAUUGUUUACAUAACAAAAGCAAUUG